AUGGCUUUUUACUUUCUUUCUAUGGGAGAGGCCAUGUCGCAUGGAACGUUGCUUACACCUCGUGAGGCUGCAUCAGGUAUCCUUGGCUCUAUAUCAUUGACGUGUUGGGUCUUUCUCCUGGUGCCUCAACUGAUUGAGAACUAUCGAUAUGGCAGUGCGGAGGGUCUAUCUAUGGCAUUUCUUGUUGUCUGGUUUGUUGGGGAUGUCACAAAUCUCAUUGGUGGACUUUGGGCACAACUGGUCCCGGUCGUUGUUGCAAUUGCUGUCUACUUCUGUAUCGCUGAUGGAGUGCUAAUCACCCAAUGCUUGUACUAUAAUAUCCGCAAUGCGCGUCGAGAACAGCGCCGAAACAGUCGGCAGUCAUCUAUUGAGACUCCGACACCUACUACGCCUCUCCUCGGUAGGAGGUUCAGCGAUGAAAUAAGCAUUCCAGGCUCGCGACGACGAAGGUCUUCUGCAUCUGUGAGGGGUAACCAACGCCGAGCUAGCUAUGCCGACGACACACUUGCCAAAAUCGUGGAAGAAAACGAUUCAGGGGCCAAAGUCUGGAUAAAGAACGUACUAAGUGUUCUCGCUAUUAUCAUCAUCGGCGCAGGAGGCUGGGCGAUUGCAUGGCAGACUGGGCUCUGGAAGCCUACGCCUCAGAAACAGAGUGGAGGCGAUCAGAUAGCACCUGGGGCACAGGUCCUGGGAUAUUUCAGUGCAGUUUGCUAUCUAGGAGCUCGUUUACCUCAAAUAUUCAAAAACUUCAGAGAAAAGUCAUGUGAAGGUCUCUCAUUACUGUUUUUCAUUCUAUCUUUAUUGGGGAAUCUCACUUAUGGAGCCGGAAUUCUUGCUCAUUCUACACAGAAAGACUAUUUCCUGACCAAUUUACCAUGGCUGAUUGGCUCGUUGGGCACUAUGGUCGAAGACGUCGCCAUUUUCAUUCAGUUUCGUAUCUACGCUCGACCAGCCCUCGACGCUUAA
Molecule: messenger RNA, 966 nt
Organism: Talaromyces proteolyticus
Lineage: Eukaryota; Fungi; Ascomycota; Eurotiomycetes; Eurotiales; Trichocomaceae
Product: vacuolar membrane PQ loop repeat protein
Exons: 5
Coding region: 1-966 (321 amino acids)
Biological process (GO): basic amino acid transmembrane export from vacuole
Cellular component (GO): fungal-type vacuole membrane
Source: RefSeq, a predicted model, not a curated record